Messenger RNA from Oryzias latipes (Japanese medaka), 2632 nucleotides. RefSeq names its product MRE11 homolog A, double strand break repair nuclease (gene mre11a). Gene Ontology annotation, biological process: meiotic DNA double-strand break formation; double-strand break repair via nonhomologous end joining; telomere maintenance. Gene Ontology annotation, cellular component: Mre11 complex; site of double-strand break; nucleus. The record is from RefSeq and is a predicted model, not a curated record. Gene Ontology annotation, molecular function: 3'-5'-DNA exonuclease activity; single-stranded DNA endonuclease activity; manganese ion binding. Lineage: Eukaryota; Metazoa; Chordata; Actinopteri; Beloniformes; Adrianichthyidae.
UACAUUUCCCAUAGUCCUUCGCAAAGGGGCGGGGUGAUGCUUGCAAGAGUUGCCGGGAAGUUUGGGGCAAAAUGAGGUUGUAAAUAAUGCGCCGUAAAGAGGUGACAUUGUGCUAACUGCUUUCUUGGGCCCGACUUCUCUACUUCCGACCUCAUCAUGUCCUCAGAAAACACCCUGGAUGAUGAGGAUACCUUUAAGAUCCUCAUUGCUACAGAUGUUCACCUGGGUUACCUAGAGAAAAAUGCCAUUCGGGGCAAUGAUACCUACCAGACAUUUGAGGAAAUCCUUCAGUGUGCAAAAGACAAAAAAGUUGAUUUCAUCCUUCUGGGCGGAGAUUUGUUUCAUGACAACAAGCCGUCACGCCGAAGCCUCCACAUCUGCACCACGCUGCUGAGAAAAUACUGCAUGGGAGAUUCUCCUGUGACCUUUAAUAUUCUCAGUGACCAAACCACCAACUUUAACACCACCCAGUUUCCCUGGGUGAACUAUCAGGACGAAAACCUCAACAUAUCCAUCCCUGUCUUCAGCAUUCACGGCAAUCAUGAUGACCCAACUGGGGCUGAAGGUCUGUGUGCUCUUGAUCUGCUCAGUGCAGCUGGCCUCGUGAACCAUUUUGGUCACUCAAACUCAGUGGAGAGGAUAGAAAUCAGUCCCAUCCUGAUGCAGAAAGGCAACACCAAACUGGCGUUAUUUGGUCUUGGUUCAAUUCCAGAUGAGCGAUUGUACAGGAUGUUUGUCAACAAGCAGGUUUCCAUGCUUCGCCCCAAAGAAGACCAAGAUGACUGGUUUAAUCUUUUUACAAUCCACCAGAACAGGAGCAAGCAUGGUCCCACAAAUUACAUUCCUGAGCAAUUCUUGGAUGACUUUCUUGACCUGGUUGUGUGGGGUCACGAGCACGAAUGCCUGAUAACACCAACCAGAAAUGAACAACAGCACUUCUAUGUGACUCAGCCUGGAAGCUCGGUGGCCACCUCCCUGUCCCCUGGAGAGGCCACCAAAAAACACAUAGGCCUGCUGAGAGUGAAGGGUCGUAAGAUGAACCUGCAGAAGAUCCCCUUAAAAACUGUGCGUCAGUUCAUCACUCAGGAUGUGGUAUUGGCUGACUAUGAGGACCUCUUCACUCCUGACACACACCAGGUUACAAAGAAGGUGGAGGAUUUGUGCUACGCAAAGGUCACGGAGAUGAUAGAAGAAGCUGAGAGGGAGAGACUUGGGUGUCCACUCACACCAGAGAAACCUUUAAUCCGUCUUAGAGUGGACUACAGUGGGGGUUUUGAGGCGUUCAGCACGUCUCGUUUCAGUCAAAAGUUUGUGGACUGCGUCGCAAAUCCCAAAGACAUUAUUCACUUUAUGAGACGGCGUGAGCAAAAGGUGGACUUCAAAGAUGAGGUGAAUGUAGAUUAUAGCAAACUUGUCAAGACAGUUGCAGUUGAAGGACUGAGGGUGGAGGACCUGGUUAAACAGUACUUUGAGGCAGCUGAGCAGAAGGUGCAGCUCUCCCUGCUGACUGAACAAGGCAUGGGAAAAGCCAUCCAGGAGUUUGUAGACAAAGAUGAGAAAGAUGCCAUCGAGGAGCUGAUCAGAUACCAGUUGGAGAAGACACAGCGCCAUCUUCAGGCCAGAGGCGUAACUACAGAGCAGGACAUCGACAUGGAGGUUCGGCAAUUUAGAGACUCCAAAAAGAAUACAACAGAAGAAGAAAACGAGAUCAGAGAAGCUAUGAACAGAGCCAAAGCUCACAGAAUAGAACGCGGGGAGAAUCCUGAAGAUCGCAACAUAUCAGAUGAACUUGGCGAUGUUGCUUUGGACUCUGAUGAAGGUUCAGAUCCAUUUCCGCCUCCCUCACGCGGCAGAGGCCGAGGAGGCCGAGCACGAGGUGGCAGAGGAAGGGGCAGGGGCUCAACUGCUUCUGAACCAAAACCUGCUGGUCGAGCCUGUUCCCGGAAAUCUGCAGCAGCAAGUCAAAGCAAGAACAUCAUGCAGGCAUUUCUAGCUCCAUCCCAGAAAUUUUUUAGUAAAGGGUCCACAUCUUCAGCAGCUGAAGAAAUAACCAUUGAUGACUCAGAUGAAGAUAUACCGGCAAGGAAAGUUACUAAGCCACCCUCAAGAUCUUCAUCUGCAUCCUUCUCCAAGUACAGCUCUCAAAGCCAGAGCCAGUCCUCUAGAGGAGUUGAUUUUGAAGACAGUGAUGACGAGGAGGACAACCCAUUUAAAGGCCCCAGCCAUCGGUCAAGAAGAUGAGACGGUUCAAAUGCUCCGUUUCAAAGAUAAAGAAAUUCUGUAAUCAAACUGCUGCAAUGCUGUUCUGAAGGACCUUAAAGCAUGCGUUCAUUAAGCUUUCUUAGUCCUCUGUUUUUUUAAAUCAGUUUGACUAUUUUCCAAAAUAAUUGAAUAAAAGUACACAUUGUGAAAAGAUCUGCAGUUAGUGGUUAAGGUGGAGAUUUGUGGGAAGUGUUAUGUGUCCUGAGACUUUCAUGUAUAUUAAAUGUUUGGGAUAUGCCUCUGAUAACAACAGAUACUGAUAUUUCUGGAAUUUCACGUCUUUGCUUGUACUUAAUUGAAGAUAAUAAAUGUUUUUGGGUUUUUUUUACUUCAUGACUAGCUACUGUUCAAUUUACAUGUUUAACUUCAA